AUGGAUUGGCUUCAUUCGUUUCACAAUUGGUCAAAGUUAGUUAAUUCCCAAGACCUAACUACGCCGAUGAAAAAUUAUUUAAGAAAUGAUCCUUUAGAAGAUUCAAGAAUAAAAGAUUUUGAAUAUGAAAAAAGUCAAAAAGAUUUGGAUAAAGCAAUCGAAUUGGAUCCUAGUGAACUUUAUUUUCAUUGGCAACGAGGUUCACUUUUUUACGCUAGAGAGGAAUAUGAAAAAGCAAUGGAAGAGUUUACAACAUUGAAUGGAUUUAAGCCAAAACUUGUGGUUGAUAAACUUGAACAAGCUGAAGCGUUUUACAAUCGCGGGCUUUUAUAUCAAAAACUGGGCAGAAUUGAAAAUGCAAUAUUGGAUUUUGAAAAAUCCUUUAAUCUGGAUCCUAGCAAUGAUGCUGCUAAAUCCAUUAUGAAAAAACUUUCUGAAAAUAUUUAA
Molecule: messenger RNA, 447 nt
Organism: Dentiscutata heterogama
Lineage: Eukaryota; Fungi; Glomeromycota; Glomeromycetes; Diversisporales; Gigasporaceae
Source: the annotation of a GenBank genome assembly